This is a messenger RNA of Monascus purpureus, 204 nucleotides long. The record is from the annotation of a GenBank genome assembly. Lineage: Eukaryota; Fungi; Ascomycota; Eurotiomycetes; Eurotiales; Aspergillaceae.
AUGUGCCGACCCCCAUCCGCGUCUUCGGUGCCACAUUCCAUCAAGCCCGAAGCAACGCUGCCGCUCAAUCUUGAGAGCCCCGACCCUAUCUUACAAUCACUAUCCCGCCAGCAUGGCCUUUCUCAGACAGAUUGGAAUUCUAAUGAUGAAUUCUUCAAAUCCACGCGCGGCCGCUUUAUUGUAGAUGAGGCGGAGAAUCUUUGA